AAUCAAUACUUUGGAUGUGCGCCGCGGCCCACAGUUUUUAGUACGUAUCAUACUAUUUUAUGAUGUUUUUGUUUUUACCGCCCCCCGACUUCUGAACUCGUAAUAUUAUGGUACGCCAUUAAUAAUGACUGAGUCGUGUAAAUGGCUACUAACGGUGGCGAGGAAGGAAGUCUUUUUGAUUUGGACACUGUGCGGUCAUUACAUAAGACAGUAAUUGCUCUGAGAACGGCUCUUGAACGAUCGAAAGCGGAACUCGAAUUAGUAAGAAAAUCUUGUAGCGCCAUGGAUGAUAAAAAGAUUGCAUGUCAAAACUCAGAAGAAACCGAUGAAAUUGAGUUAAUAUUUACAACAGAUGACACAAUGAAUGUGUCACCUAAUGAAGAUCUUGUGUCUAUAGAUAAUGUUUUGGAAACUGAUAUAUCAAAAUGUGGAGCAAAUUCCAAAGAAAUGACAAAUUCUAAAUAUCUUAGUCCCUUACGGCCUAUUUUAAAGGACAUUACUCUAAAAACACAGGAAGUUGAAGCACAAACAGAUAUCACUGCUUUGCCUCUACAAUGGCGUUCCGAAGGAUUUCUUAUUAAUCAAGCCAAGACUACAUCACCCAACACAACAUUACCAUCUAAAUUUAUUGUACCAGUUGACAAGAAUACACGCAAACAAUGUUUGCGUGUAUCUAAGAAAACUACUGAAUCAAGAAGGGUCAUGUUGUCAGACAUUAAUUUUACAAGUAUGGUGCCAGAGUUGUCAAGGAGUGUUGAUCAUUUGUGUCGGCAACCAGGACCUCUCACUCGUGAACCAUCAAGAUCAAAAUUUCCACGGAGUCCUGGUUAUUUUUCUGUUGGUUCAUCAUCUUCACGAUAUGAUUUUGGUUCAGUAUUUUCAGUGCAUUCAUCAUGUUACCGAUGUCAAGUAAGACCAUCAGUUAUGUCAUUGGAAGCACGGCAUAAUGCAUCAUGGUCAUCAGUACCAUCUUCACCUACUAAAUGCCGUCGAUCAGCAAGUGUUCCAUGUGAACCAUGUGCAUCAUUACAAGAUAUGAAGUACUCAUCUACUGCUACAUUAAAAGCAGAAGAUGAAGUGCCAAAGAAAAUCAAAAACAAAGUAUCAUUUAAAGAAUCAGGGAAAUUGCGUUUAUCAAUGCCAGAUUUAAGAAAAUCAGAAGGAGAGUCAACUGAUUCACUUAUAGAAGAAUCUGAAUGUGUUGUUCGUAAUGCUAUAGAUUGUCUUAUCACUGGAUGCCCCACAAAUAUCAAGGAAUGCAAAAAGCAUAGACGUUAUUCUGAACCAUAUCAUAAUAACCUAGAUUGUUCAAUGAAAGUGUAUGGAAAGCCAUAUUUACCAAAGUCCAUUUAUGAUCUUCAAUUGAACACCUAUGUUAAAGUUAUUACAAACUUUGGUAAAGUAGUUGGUGGACGACUACGAUAUAUAGGUCAUGUAGCAUCGAUGAAAGAGCCAUUAAUUGGAGUACAAUUUGAUCAUAAGAUUGGUGACUGUGAUGGAUCUUUAAAUGGGAUCAGAUAUUUUGAAUGUGGAAUCAAUAAUGGACAAUUUGUUCCAUUUCAAAAGAUUGUUAUGGCUUGGAGAGAUAUUUAAACAUAUAACUUAUACAGAAUAUUCAUAGUAAAAUGUUAUUUUUAUGUAUAACAGUAUUAUUCAGAUAAAUCUUGUUGUGAAUUUACUAUAAUCAAAACAUAUUUA
Molecule: messenger RNA, 1698 nt
Organism: Melanaphis sacchari
Lineage: Eukaryota; Metazoa; Arthropoda; Insecta; Hemiptera; Aphididae
Exons: 6
Coding region: 142-1593 (483 amino acids)
Source: RefSeq, a predicted model, not a curated record